Molecule: messenger RNA, 2551 nt
Organism: Thlaspi arvense
Lineage: Eukaryota; Viridiplantae; Streptophyta; Magnoliopsida; Brassicales; Brassicaceae
Source: the annotation of a GenBank genome assembly
CCCACCUGCAUCAGUCAAUGACAAAAAUGUAAAAAACAUUGGAUUGUCAGAUCCAUAACCAAAAAAAUAACAUUAUUAUAGUAUUAUUUUUCAAACUUGUAUCCCAAACACAUCUUCCAACACUUUAUUAAGCACUCUCACAGGAAUUCAAAAAGUUUCCCAUUACACCCACGUUGCUAUAUUUGGAACCCAUCACCCAAAAUUCUUCUCCUUCGUCUUCUUCUUCUCUGUUUCUCUCUUCGCUGCAUCGUCGUCACUUACAUGAAAUAAUCUGUAGAAUAAAAAAAACGAUAUUCAGGAAGUCUUUAUCGAGAAAAAUGCAGCUUUUUCAACUUUUUUCACUUCUUGUUUCUUCCUUCUUUCUCUUCAUCGGCUUAUCCUCGUCGCUAAAUCAGGAUGGUUUGUCUCUUCUUGCUCUGAAAUCCGCCGUCGAAAACGACCCGACCCGUGUGAUGGCUACCUGGACCGAGUCAGACCCGACUCCGUGUCACUGGCCUGGAAUCAUCUGCACUCGCGGUCGAGUUACCACGCUUGUUCUCUCCGGAAGAAGACUAUCUGGUUACAUUCCCUCCGAACUCGGACUACUGGACUCGCUCGUAAGGCUCGAACUCGGUCGCAACAAUUUCUCGAAACCCGUUCCGACUCGUCUCUUCAACGCCGUUAACCUCCGAUAUAUCGACCUCUCUCACAACUCAAUCUCCGGCCCAAUUCCGGCCCAAAUCAGAGCCCUGAAGAAUCUCACUCAUCUCGAUUUAUCCUCCAAUCUCCUCAACGGGUCACUCCCCGAGUCACUCACUGAACUCGGAAGCCUCGUCGGCACACUCAACCUCUCUUACAACCGAUUUUCCGGCGAAAUUCCACCGUCGUAUGGCCGCUUCCCGGUUUUCGUCAGCUUGGACCUCGGCCACAAUAAUCUCACCGGAAAAAUACCUCAGAUAGGCUCUCUGUUGAACCAGGGACCAACCGCGUUCGCUGGAAACUCUGUUCUCUGUGGUUUUCCGCUACAGAAGCUUUGUAAAGAAGAAACUGCAAACCCUAAGCUCGUCACUCCGAAACCGGAAGGCUCGCAAAUCAGAAAACCAAACCCGACUUUCGUCGACAAGGACGGAAGAAAGAAUAAGCCGAUCACCGGAUCCGUGACGGUUUCACUUAUAUCCGGAGUCUCCGUCGUAAUCGGAGCGGUUUCUCUAUCCGUAUGGCUGAUUCGAAGAAAAUGGAGCUCCAUCGGAUGCAAAUCGGAGAAGAACACGGAGGCGCCGAUGGAGUUUGAUGAGGAGGAGCAGGAAGGUAGGUUCGUGGCGAUAGACGAAGGAUUCGAGCUCGAGCUCGAGGAUUUGCUGAGAGCGUCGGCUUACGUUGUGGGAAAGAGCAGAAGUGGGAUUGUGUACAGAGUAGUUGCCGGAUUGGGAUCGGGGACAGUGGCGGCGACGUUUACUUCGUCCACCGUCGUUGCGGUUAGAAGGCUCAGCGACGGAGAUGCCACGUGGAGGCGGAAGGAUUUCGAAAACGAAGUGGAGGCAAUCGGUAGGGUCCACCAUCCAAACAUCGUACGGCUAAGAGCUUAUUACUAUGCUGAGGACGAGAGGCUCUUGAUCACUGAUUACAUUCGCAAUGGAAGCUUGUACUCUGCUUUACAUGGAGGACCUUCAAAUACUCUGCCUCCACUUUCUUGGCCUCAAAGGUUACGUAUUGCACAAGGAACUGCUCGCGGGUUGAUGUAUAUACACGAGUACAGCCCGAGAAAGUAUGUCCAUGGCAACCUAAAAUCAACAAAAAUCCUGCUCGACGAUGAACUAGAGCCUCGCAUCUCAGGGUUUGGUCUAACACGUAUAGUCUCAGGUUACUCCAAACUCAACGGUUCGCUGUCCGCCAAAAGGCAAAGCCUAGACCAAACCUUUUUGACCUCUGCUACAGUGGUGACAAGAAUCGCAUCUCCAUCGGUUGCUUACCUUGCACCCGAGGCUCGAGCUACUUCUGGUUGCAAGUUAUCUCAAAAGUGCGAUGUUUAUUCGUUCGGGGUUAUCCUAAUGGAGUUGUUGACUGGUCGGUUACCUAAUGCUUCCUCUGAAAACAAUGGUGAAGAACUCGUGCGUAUUAUGAGGACUUGGGUUGAGGAAGAGAAGCCGUUGGCUGAGUUUUUAGACCCCGAGAUUCUAAACAAAGGUUAUGUAGAUAAGCAAGUCAUUGCAGCCAUUCAUGUCGCCUUGAACUGCACGGAAAUGGAUCCAGAGGUUCGUCCCAGGAUGAGAACAGUGUCUGAACAUCUCGGCCGAAUCAAAAUAGACUGAGCAUGUUCGAGAAAGUAAGAUUUGUUUUGCAAAUCCGUUGUGUGCAAAGUUCAUGCACCAUCAUGUUUUGUUCUCUAGGGUUUUUUAUUUUUCUUGGCAUGUCGUAGAGUGUAGGGUUCCUAAUCAUCAGGUGAUCUCUCCUUGUGUUGUCAAUGUAUCAGAGGUUUAUUGCGACACAAGUAAAGCGGUUUAUUGUUUCUUGGUUUUUCAACCUUGACCUUCUUCUAUAAUCCACAAAACUGUCACAUUCGAACUUCUCGAAA